UAAUGAAUACCAUACUUGUUCUUCUGGCCAGCUGCUGAGGUGUUCUGAAUUCCUUUAAAACUGUCUGCCAAUUUCAAUCUUUUCACUACUUGGAACUUUAGGAGGGUGAGAGAAAACUCUGACUAUUUAAUGCAAUGGCAACAACAAGAGGACGUGUUGAUAUUCAGUCCUUGGUGUAGAAUACAGCGUGAGGGCACACCUUGACCUCUGAAGACACAGAUAUGACUGCCUUUGUUAGAUCGUCACAUUUCUCCCAGUCUGGGCAUGGUAGAAGAGACCAGAUCCCCAUAAACCUGAACCACUAUGCAACCAAGAAGAGUGUUGCAGAAAGCAUGCUGGAUGUAGCCUUGCUCAUGGCAAAUGCCUCACAGCUAAAGUCCGUGGUGGAGCAGGGGCCAGAAUUCAAGUACUACAUGGUUCUGCUGGUCCUCAUUGGAGUCUCACUAUUCUUUCAAGUGGUGGCAGGAGUUCUUUUCAUUGUCAUGGCUCGUAAAGACCUAAAUAACGUCAGCAAUCAAAAAACAUUGGAUACUGUGAACAAUGUGGCCACAUGGUUGGUGUUUGUCACAACAGUCAUCAACAUCUUCAUCACUGCUUUUGGGGUCCAGAAACCUGGGCGCUUUUCCAGAUGGAACUGACCACAAACACUGGAUUAACUCAAAACACAGGUGAAGAUCCCUUAAUGAUUCCAGUCUGGACAGAAGAAGCAUAACUGUUUAUAUUAAUCCUAAUAGUGAGAUGUCAUUUGAGCUCUACAAUAUGCUUUCUAAACUAUUAUGCCAAAUAGCAAAGACCUAAGCAAUAAACUAGAUAUAGAAAUUACCACAAAUUAUCUUUACAGACUUAUUGUCACAAUCGUCAGCCCUCCUCUAGAGGGCGCUCCAACCCCUUUUGUAUUUAAGUUUCAUUAUUACGUUCACCUGCCCCUUGUUCCGUAUGUAUUAUUUAAACCCCAUGCCUCCAAAGCUCUGCGCUCAGCAUUGGAAGAUGGAUGCCACAAGGCUUGCCCAUUCCCUGGGCUCGGGGUAGCCAGAGGGUAGGUCUUAUUCCCUGGCAUCCUGACCAUCUGGGUCCGUGGCUCAGAGCACCAGGCUCUGUUAUGUUUUUACUUCCUGGUUCCUGAUUCCUGAUUCCUUGUCCCCAUUCCUGUCUUUGUUCGGAUGGACCGGCUAAGGACUUUUGGACUGCUUCCUGGUUUCCCCUUUCAGAUUGUUUUGGACUUAUUUGCCUGCGCCACGACCCCCAAGCACUGGAUUUUACCAUCUGCGUAGGGUCCAGAACUACGUUUCGUGACACUUAUUGCUUUAUUGGUAAAAUGCUUUUUUUUGUUUCUGGUUUAAAACAGGACAUAUACAGUAAUAUUCUAGAAACUAUAAUGUCUUCUGAGGCUAAAAUGGAAAUUGCUUAUAAUUCCCUCCUACCUGGUUGUAGGAGAUGAAGACUUUAACAUCCAGUAUUCUAAUUCAGUGUUAGUAGCAAUACCUCAGCAACCAGAUUGUCACUGCAAAAGAAUGCAUAUAUAUAGUCUGUGGCAAAUAACUUCCAUUCACAGUCACUCAAUUUACAUAAUAUUAUGUAAUCCCUUCCAUGUUGUAAAUUUAGGAUAUUUUAUAUUCAAACUACAUCAAGAGAUCAGAGGUCAACCAAAAACAUUCAGUUCCAUUCAAAACUGAGCUUUCAAUGCACCAUAUUUCCAGCAAUUAUAUUCACAUUUCGAUCAGCAGUUAUAUUCACAUGCAUCAUAUGUCAUCCUAAACUGUCUGCAUUUAUUUCACUUUACUAUAAAGAAACUCAUUGAUCAGUGAAAGAUGGCCACUGAAAAGGUAAACUGAAAGGUAAACUAUGGAUACAGUUUGAGCCUAGUGUUUCCAUAGUGAAAAACAGCAUAAUAGACAUAUCAAAACAGACAAAAACAGUAAUGCAACCGAACUCUUGCAUGGUUGUGGAGCUGCAUACAGUGUCCAAGACUUCUAUGCAUAUUUACAUAUCCUGUCUUCUGGAAAUAAGUGGCAAUGAUGGUGACCAUUUCUUGAUCAUGUAAAGCUUUGUGACUUUUAAGAAUCAAUCAAAUUAGUUUAUCUCUGCUAUCAUUUAAUUAUAAUUUGACAAUGAAUGAACUUAGCUGAAUGAAGUAGGAAUUCAGUAGCAAUUUAUAAAGUCACACACAGCACAGUCCAAAACAACAAGUAACAACAAGUUUAACAACAAGAAGUUUAAUGAAGGUUCUGAUAAAAGUAGCAAUCAACAAAUUUUGAUUAAAAAAACUUCUCAUAACAAUUUACAAUAGUUUUAUUAACUAAAUAUUCCUUGACUGGUUUCAUUGUGUUUCUGUUAAAGCUUCAGUAAAAUUUAAAAGCAGUAUAUAUGUUCUUUAAAUGGCAGAAUUACAAAUACUAAGUUUUGGAUUUGAAAUCCCGAAAUGUUUGAGCAGAAAGAAAAGUUUCUGGAAUACAGUAUUCUCAAAUAUGAUGUGAUUAACAAAGAAAAGAUUUUCAGCACAUUAAGGAGAUGUCCACAAAAAGGUCUGUCACACUUCUACAGGAGUUUCCUAUACCUAAUAACUUUUCCUAGCAUUUUAAGUUGUAGCCUUCAUUUACAUAAUCGUACAAAAAUCACAGCGAGUUGUAGAGAGUCGCAGCGCAUGCCCGUUACCCUCAGUUGGGUAGCGUGACACCCCCAGCGACAAGGUCAUAGCGCUCUUAAUAGCCUCUACAACUCUCUGCAACUCUCUAUGAUAAAAUCAAACAGUCAUAGGAGUGGGCACUUGCGCCUGCAACAGUUAACAGCCAAUGAACGCUCAACCAGAAGUACAAUGCAUACAAUGCAGCUGCAAAGAAGGAAAGCAAGUGUUUUGCAAAUUGAGGAGAGGCUUGUCGAACUUUGGAGCCAGCACAGAUGUAUGUUCUAUGUUUUUUUAAAUAUUUUUAUUGAAUGUAUAAAGAAUUUACAAAUACAAAUACAAUUAGAGGAACAGAAACAGAUACAAGAGAAAUAAACUCAAACAGAAAAAAACAAUUAAAUGCCAGAGAUAAUGAAGUAAAUUAUAUGACCAAAUUAUAUAUUUUUACAUAUACAGUAUCAAAUGUUAUCUUGCUUUUGCACUUUUCACAUUUUUUAUAGAAUUAAAAUAGUUUCAACUCCAUCUUAAAAGUACUAAAAAAGGGAGUAUUAUUGGACCAUUUUAAUUUAUGAAUGUGAACGUUACCCACAAUGACUAAUUUACUAUAAAUAAAUGCUUUCCCCCCCAUAUUUUCUCUUGGUACAACAAACUAUCAAAAUCCUUAAAUUUAAAAAAAACACCUUUAAAUGCCUACAAAUAAAACUCUGCAAGUCCUUCCAAAACAACUUAUAUACACCUUACAAAUAAAUGUACAAAAGAAUCCCUUUCAGCCUGACAAAAUACACACAAAUCAUCCUGCUCAUCCUUAAUUUUAGAGAGUACUAUUUUAACUGGAUAAAACUUAUGAACAAUUUUAAACAACAUCUCUUUAACCUUAUUUGUAAUACAAUAUCUAUCAGGAGUUGUCAAAACUAAUUUCCAAAUAAUAUUUUCAAACACCGCAUUCCAAAAAGAUAAACAAGGAGGGAUAAAAUGGGGUUUACAGAGAUUCUUUAUAUGCAUGUUAUUACCUUUCCUAUACUUUUCCACCCCAUCCAAGAAUAAAUCAAUUAUAAAACCAGAAAAGAAAUCAGUCCUCCUGUUUCACAUAAAAAAUCAGCACUCAUUGUUUUACAAAACAAAAAAAAAUUCACUUUUCUUUUUACAACACUUUGAAAACCUCUGGCAUUAAUGGAAAAAAUAAAAGACAUACAUACAAUCAAAUUACUAUAAGAUUAUCUAAAUUAUUGAGCUUUUCAAGAACCAGGACUACAAUAUUCCAAACCAACACUAAAUAAACACUCGUUGUAUGUUGCUAUAAUAAAUAUAAUAAAAAAUAACAAUGAUUAACUGAGCAGUCACUGGGAGCAAAUCUCCUUACCGUUUACAAAAGCCCUCACUCAUACAAAGUAGGCUCUCCUCCCCUCUCUUCUGGCAGCUUCAACCUAGGGCCACAGCUGGAUCCUGGUGCUCCUGUCCCCAGCAGACAUGUCCUCUGCAAAUCUCAGUUUAUUUGAAUACAGAUAUUCAUUCCCUCUCGCCACUUUCCAUAGCAUGUCCCUCGCCAUGCUCGCUCUAGGGCGCACUUGCCCAGACAUGUUGGCUCUCCCGAGCCGGUGAACAGUAUCGAUGGCUGAUACCAAGUCCUCCUGAUCUGGCAGGAUUCUUUUACAGAUACUCUUCACAGUAGCAACAAUGUCCUCAUCUCUUUCCUCCUUAAAUCUAAAUAAUUUUAAAUUCCACCGUCGACGGUAUCUUUCUGCAUCGUUCACUUUCAAUUCAAGUUCUUUAAUCUGCUUUUGUUGUUCAGUAUUUACUUGUUUAAGAACUUUUACUUCAUUGUUUAAGUCCUCAACCUCUUUAAACACAAGUCCAUGGACUUUUUAAGACCUUCAAUUCCUACUCUAUAAAAUCUAAUCAUUUCCUUCAGCUCAGCCAAGCUCUUUGACAUAAUGUUAAAGAUGUUGGUUUGGAGCUCCUCCAGUGUCAGCUCGCUCCUCCCUCUCUUGGCCACCGGGGUUUUCCGUGGGUGUCCCGGGCAGGCGCAAUACGAGAUUUGGAACCAUGAUGGAAAGUUGUGAGGGAAUCAUGUAAUUAUUCACCCUCUGCAAUUCCUAGUAUAAUCCGUAUAAUUUGACACCCUGUAGGACAGAAAAGGCAGCAAGAUUCAGCAAUGGCAGUCAUUAAAUUUGACAUGCUCUCCAACUAGAAGUCGUGUCGAGUCCUGUACUGUGACAAAGGCUUAAUUGAGUGCCAGAGUGGAACCUCUGUAAAAACCCUCCUUCACUCAGAAACCCAAACAGUGUGAAUAGUACUUUUAGUCUGUAGUGCUCCAGAAAGGCACAUGUAGUGUUAUUUAUGAUGUUAUUAUGUUAUUUAUAAAUUAUUAAGUACUCCCACUUUUCAAAGGUGGCAUUGGACAUUAGGACAUAAAUGGAAACUGACACAAUAACAACAAAAAAGUAUUUUGAGUGAUAUUAAUACCUUUUAUAAACACAUCUUGAUUUGUAGAAAUAAAAGUAAAUAUUUACUUUUUUAAUUGCCUUUAAAUUAAGAAAAAAUGAGAAAUACUAAUUAUGGAUGGACAGGUUUAGCAGCUUAUAAGGUAUGAAAAGGAAGAAAAACCAAUCAGGGUGAAAUAAUACUCUUGAGCUUUAACAUCAACUUUGCUAAAUUGGUUAUAUUUUUUUUUGUUUGGACAUUGCUGAAUAUUUCUAUAUUCUGUGCUGCCAUCUGAAAUGAAGCUCACAUUGGAUUCACAAGUGUAUUCUGCAUAUUUUUUUCCAGUUGUGUAACAUUUCUUGGACCCUUGCUCUACCUUUCUGAAACUGUAAGAAAGUACCAUGUGCUCCUGCAGUCUCAUGUGAACUCUGGCAUUAACCAGCAGGUGGCAGCUGAAGACCUUUACUAGAUUGUUGCUGAAAUCCAUUUUAACUUGCAAGAUGUGCUUAUUGCUUGUAAUAUUAAUUUUAAAACCUUUCUUGCUUGUGGUAUCUCUUUAAAAAAUAAAAUCCAGUCCACUUUU
Lepisosteus oculatus (spotted gar) is the source of this 5624-nucleotide messenger RNA. RefSeq names its product ninjurin 2 (gene ninj2). Gene Ontology annotation, biological process: tissue regeneration; cell adhesion. Lineage: Eukaryota; Metazoa; Chordata; Actinopteri; Semionotiformes; Lepisosteidae. The record is from RefSeq and is a predicted model, not a curated record. Gene Ontology annotation, cellular component: membrane.